Molecule: messenger RNA, 1230 nt
Organism: Chondrus crispus (carragheen)
Lineage: Eukaryota; Rhodophyta; Florideophyceae; Gigartinales; Gigartinaceae
Exons: 6
Coding region: 1-1230 (409 amino acids)
Biological process (GO): L-tyrosine biosynthetic process
Molecular function (GO): prephenate dehydrogenase (NAD+) activity; arogenate dehydrogenase (NADP+) activity; NAD+ binding
Source: RefSeq, a predicted model, not a curated record
AUGGAAAGGUGCGGUCACGAGAGGAGGCGAGGACCGCUCACUGGGGGGAGGUGCGCGAUGCCCCCCCGUAAAGGGUCAGCCGUCCUCGCGACCCGUCGUCGAAUGUCGCUGUGCUGGACAGCUGCAGUAGCGAGGCUGAUAUGGCCACAAGGUUGCUCUACCGGUUUAUGCUACUGCCCACAUUUUCGUGCAACAGUAGUACAGUACGUGCCUCGCGUUUCUCACCCCCUUUUUCUCGCUCCGUGUCACACUGCGCCGAUCCCCCCCUUCCCUUGCUUCCCUUGCCAUAACAAAAUUUAUCACGCCCGCCUCACCAUUGGCGUCGUCGGCUUUGGAAACUUUGGCCAGUUCAUCUCCCGAUUUUUUGCAAGGCAGGGUCAUAGGGUUAUCGGCCAAAGCCGCGGCAACUACGACGAGAAGGCCGCCGCCAUCGGUUGCGAGUACGUCAACAAACCGGAUCUACUCAUGGAUGCUAAGCCGGACGUCGUCAUCUUCUGUACCAGUAUCAUGUCGCUUCACACCGUCCUGUCCAAGUUCCCCGUCCACCGGCUCUCCGGCGUCCUUGUCGCCGACGUCUUAUCGGUCAAGAUGUACCCGCACGACCUUCUCAUCCGCAUGCUUCCUUCUUCGGCUGAUAUCGUCUGCACCCAUCCUAUGUUUGGGCCUGAGAGUGGACGCGACUCGUGGAAGGGGCUCCCAUUCGUCUACGACGUUGUGCGUGUAGAUCCCUUGAGAAAGAAGGUUUGCAACAAUUUUAUCAGCAUGUGGAAGAGAGAGGAAUGCAAGAUGGUUGCUAUGGAAAGCUUCGAGCACGAUGAAUAUGCCGCCUCCACCCAAUUUAUUACGCAUACUACAGGUACGUUAGCCCGGUCCAGCAUCAGAGCGAAUGGGGUUGGACGUAUGCUGAGCGAACUCAAUGUCGUAAGCACUCCAAUCAACACUAGGGGGUUUGAGUCUCUCCUGAGCGUUGUGGACACGACUACGAAAGACAGCGAUGAUCUUUUCUACGGACUGUACAAGUACAACCCUCAGGCUAGGGCCCAGCUCGACAAACUUGAGUCUGCCCUCCGUAACAUCCGGACAAGGUUAGAAGCUGCCGAGGCUGCCGAAGCCGCCGCAGCGAAGAAAAUGGAGAAGAAAUAUGGUUUGAUGAAUGUCAACACCAAAUACUCGUCCAUCUCCGAAGAGGUGCUUCAAAAUCUCAUCCUACGCGUAACUGCAAAAUCUUAA